Molecule: messenger RNA, 579 nt
Organism: Ilex paraguariensis (yerba mate)
Lineage: Eukaryota; Viridiplantae; Streptophyta; Magnoliopsida; Aquifoliales; Aquifoliaceae
Source: the annotation of a GenBank genome assembly
AUGAGAAGAGGUCCCUUUUUGAAGAACUCAGUUGCUUUUGUUUGUGUAGUGAUCUCCAUUUCUUGUCUUUUGGUUAUAUUUAUUUCGGUGCUUAGACUUCCAGAAGUAGGUGUGUCAAUGAGAAAAGGAGGAGGUGCAAUAGGUUCAUUUAGGCCCAGGAUAGGGAAGUUUGGAGAAAUGAUUAUUGAAAUGUUGCCUGAAGAUCUUGCAUUUACAAUUUUCCUUCCUUCAGAGAAAGCAUUUGAGCGUGAUUUGAGUUUAAGGGUGAAUGGUAGUUUUACAGCUGAGAAAGUGAAUGAUACAUACGCAAUACUUACUCGCAUAUUGGGUUUCUCAACUGUGCCUCGGGCAAUUACUUCAGUUACAGUACCAUUUGGUAAGGAGCUCAGUUAUGAUUCAUUAUCGGGAUUUAAUUUAUACAUACACAAGGACUUAGAUGGAAUGCUGGUGGUUAAUAGAGUUCGAUCAGAAGGGGUUGAUCUCAAGAGGAGGAAGAUUGUUGUACAUAUUAUGAAUGGGGUUAUCAUGGAUAAGGAGUUUGAGCAAUCUGUUCAGCCUGACAACAAUAACGAAGAAUGA